This is a messenger RNA of Achroia grisella, 2347 nucleotides long. RefSeq lists its product as uncharacterized. The transcript is spliced from 6 exons. NCBI's taxonomy places the organism in Eukaryota, Metazoa, Arthropoda, Insecta, Lepidoptera, Pyralidae. Gene Ontology annotation, cellular component: plasma membrane. Bases 1 to 2346 code for a protein of 781 amino acids. Gene Ontology annotation, molecular function: protein binding. The record is from RefSeq and is a predicted model, not a curated record.
AUGCCAAAAGCACUAAACGACGAUAUUAAAAUAAAAAAUAAUAUAGCGAACGAAAUAAUACAAAAGGUGCAUAGUUUUACAUUAAAAUCAUUACCAGAAACUUCUUACGACGACAAGAUUAAAAUUUUGAAGAAGCUCGAAAGUAAAUUGCAAAAAACUGGAGAUUCAUUGGGUACUCGUGGUGAUAAAUAUAUUCGACUUAUUAUGCAAGGAAUAAAAACAAUUUUUUUAAAUAACACAAAGAAGGAGAAUAAUAGUAAUAUAUCUAAUUGGGAAGUUGCCCGUAAGAAUAAUGAUCAAAAUACUGAAAUUAACAGCAAAGGAAAAAUAAUAAAAGACAUUGUUUACAGAAUAGAAUCACUGGCUAGAAAAACUUUAGAAAAUGCUAUAUCAAUUGAUGAUAAAAGAAAAAUUAUUGAAGAGAUGAGUGAAAAGAUUACAGAUUUAGCUGAGAAAAAACAUAUUAUGGUUCAUGAUAAACAUGGUAAUAUUAAAACUUUCAAUGACCUUAUAAUACAGGGAGUAAAAUUAAUGAUGGAGAAAACUUUAGCGAAUAAUAGUAGACGAAUGCAUAUUGAUUUUGUUAAUAGCUAUAAUGUAGAUAGUAAGAAAUCCAUUAGUUCUGAAAUUAUUACGAAGAAAAAUUAUCUAAAUGAUGACUCAAGUACAACAACAUUGAAUUCAGGAACUAACCAAUAUUUAAAUUCAAAUGACUUAAACAACAGUUUGUCUUGUGAACAAGAAGUAGACAAAGCAUGUUCUAAAGUAAAAACUAUUAACCAAUUGAAAUGUGCCAUCGAAGAUAACUUUAUAACUGUAGAUAAACUUUGUAAUGGAGUUUUCGAUUGUGGAGACAGAUCUGAUGAAUAUAACUGUGUAGCACAAGCUGCUGAAAAGGUACAGAGCGCAACCAUUAUAAUAUUGGAAAUUCAAUCUAAGGUUUUAAGAACAUGUGUAAAUACAGAAGUAGAUAAUGUUAUUCUAAGAAAACAAAAUGAUGUUUUGAGCGAUGUUCUAAAAAGUCAAUUGACCUUUAUACAAAAAUAUUCGAGUACAAAAAAACUAGAGGAAAUGCAAGGAAAUAAUGUAAUUAAAAAGACAGUAAAUGAAGUAGCCACGGUUUUAAGUACUCUAUCUUCAGCUCUUGAAGGUUCAAUAUGUCCACGGAAUUAUAGUCGUCGCAACGCUGGUACCUCAGAAAGAUACACAGGUUUAGUAAGUGAAAAUGUAGAUGAGCCUGAUCUUGGAAUGCCUUUGAAGUAUUGUACUUGCGAUAAAGGAUUUUGCGCCAAUAACACUUGCACUGCUAUUUGUCGACGUGUAUGUUGGGAAAAAUAUAUACUGGGCCGAUUUGGAUGUCAAGCAGUCGAUGAAAACUCAAGUGUCCCAUUAGACUUUCUUUGCGAUGGCAAACUUGAUUGCUAUGACGAAACAGAUGAAUUGGGAUGCAUAUUUGGAGUAACAUAUGCAAAAUUUGAAUCAGUGGAUAUAUACAAUACAAUACUUAAAAUUAUAGCGACUAAGGCGGUAUCUGAAAAAUAUGCUGCAGUUCGGAAUUCAUUGUUGUCGUUACAUGCCUCUACUGAGAAGCUACAAAAACUCACAGUAAAACUUAAACCCGACAUAUUGUCAAUAAAAGCAGCCAGAGAAUCUAGUUUUGAAAUAUUAACUUCGAUUUAUAUUGAUAUUGUAAAUAAAACUGCCGUACAUUCUCAAGAUAUAGACGAAGCCCAUGAGUUUUUAAUGUCAUUGAAUGAGAAAUUGAUAACUGCUUUAAAACGUUCGAAUACAGGCAACGAGCGAAUUUUAGCAACGAAUGGUUGCUUUUGUAAGAAUGGCCGCUGUGCUUUGCCUGAAUGUUCCAAAAAAUGUUCACGGGCUUGUUCCGCUGAACCAAAGUUAACAAGGUAUUAUUGUAAAGAAGAGUCGAAAAAUAGUUUUGUACCCAUCGAUAGUAUUUGUGAUGGGAGAAAUCAUUGUCCAAAUGGAGAUGAUGAAACACAUUGCAAAAAAGACGUAUGUCGCAAACAUCACUUAUUAUUACUGCAAAAGAGUCUCGAGGGAGUGGACGCGAAGCAUAAAGGAACUGCUUUGGGUGAAAUUCUCAACUCCUGGAAAAUAAAGGGGACUGCCACUCUGAAAAUUGCUGAGAAUAAUGGUCGACCUACAAUUAAUAUAUUAAGAGACGUCGUAGGAGAUAUUCUGCGUGAUUUGGUAGCAACUUACGCUUCAGUAGACGAGUUCAGGAGAACCAAUGGAGAUGAGAAAUCUAAUAAUAAUACAUAUAAAGAUUUCUUCAAGAUAUCCCAACAAGUUAUAGACGUAUUAAAGGAGUGUGCAAAAUAAA